This is a messenger RNA of Coccinella septempunctata (seven-spotted ladybird), 6722 nucleotides long. RefSeq names its product protein kinase C-binding protein 1-like. The record is from RefSeq and is a predicted model, not a curated record. Gene Ontology annotation, biological process: regulation of DNA-templated transcription. The transcript is spliced from 18 exons. Gene Ontology annotation, molecular function: protein binding. NCBI's taxonomy places the organism in Eukaryota, Metazoa, Arthropoda, Insecta, Coleoptera, Coccinellidae. Bases 493 to 6210 code for a protein of 1905 amino acids.
GGUGAAUUUUAUACCACCCCCACUUCAAAACUUGUAUCUUGCUUCUUCUUCUUUCUCAUUGGAAGGCUUACUAUGAAGAUAAGUCCAUCUCUCUUAAUGCCACUAGGCCCACUAGUGGGACGAUAGUUGUCAUUGGACUCAUUGGCAUUGGCGCUAGUAUCGUAUCUUAUUCUGCCGAUGUAGAAUAAACGUCUAAUGAAAGGUGUUGGUGUGUUUUUAAGCGUCUCAUAGUGGUAUCCAUUUGCUGAGGAAGAUAACUUGUUAUAUAUUAUGUAGUUUCUCGAUCUACCUGAAACUAAAAAUCUGCGCUUUAUUCGGUCUAAGAACCUGUUCAGUGAAUCCAUUGGAAGUACCCUUGAUUGAAGAAGACUAAUGAAUGAAUUGAUGGUACUAUUGGAGUAUAUCUAGAGAUGUAAUAUUGAAAAAUAUUAGAAUUUCGUUAAUUAUAUGGUGAUUAUUUGAGGAAGUUAUAACAGGUUAAGAGGUCAUAGAAUGUCCACCAAUUCAGAAGAAAGUGUUCUUUUAAAUUUCCCUGAAGAGGUGCCAGUGCCUUCACCUGAAAAUGAAAAUGAUAGUCCACAAGAGCCCUUCCAUUUAAUAACUGCUGAAAGUGAAUUAGUUGAUGACAAACAAUGUGACAUAAAAACAAUUGAAUCACAGGAUAAUGACAUUACAGAAGAUGAACAAGCAAACACAAAACGAAGUCGAGAGUUAAAAAUGUUAUUGGCUUUAUCUAAAGAGGCAAAUCUUGAUGUCAAUAUUUCUCACAAAAGAAAGAGUCUUGAUACUUUCAAGCUGAAAGAAGCAACAUUAACUCCUAAUAAGCUUUCAUAUGAAAAUGAACCGAUACUGAAAAAAAGUAAAAUUGAUAAAUUCCCCAUCACAGCAGAAAGUGAAAUCGAAAGUAUGGCUUCUCAUGGCAGUAAUCUAAUAGAUGUUUCUAAUGUAGAUAAAACAAAGAAAGAAGAUGGUGUUAUAUCUGAAGAACGAAAGCACAUGAGAGACGUUAAAGUUUUCAAGCCUAACAAGGACAUAUUUUGCUGGAGAUGUCACAGGGAAGCAGUUAAUGUUUCUUGUGAAACUUGUCCUAGAUCAUACCAUCAAAAAUGUUUGAAACAGACAAUUUCUGAUGUAGACAACUGGCCAUGUCCGGAGUGUGUAGCAAUUCUGAAAGCUGAGAGUACUCAAACUAGAUCGCCAGCAAUGAAAGGAAUGACCUUGGAACAUUUAUGUAGUCUUCUCAAGUUUGCUGUUAAAAGGAUGAUAGAAUGCAACGGGUCUGAACCCUUUCAUCAUCCUGUCAAUGACAAACUUUUCCCUGAGUAUAAGAAGUAUAUAAUACAACCCAUGAAUUUGACAUUGCUGGAGAAAAACAUCAAAGAAAAUUUAUAUGGGAGCACGCAGGCUUUCGAGGCAGAUGCUAAGUGGAUUUUACACAACAGUAUAAUUUUCAAUUCAUGUGAGUGUAUCUGCCAAUAUAUCAGACUUACAUAUCCUACAGUUAAUUCAGAUGAAAUAUUGAAUUAUAUUUUUAUUUUCUUCUCAGACCAAUCAAAGCUCACUACGAAUGCUAAAUCAAUUUUGAAGAUCUGUAAGCAGGAAAUGGCAGAGAUUGAGAAUUGUCCUUCUUGUUACUUGAAUGCAAAUACAAAGAAAUCUACGUGGUUUGUGGAGGUUUGUCCUAAACCACAUAUACUAGUUUGGGCCAAGUUGAAAGGGUUUCCAUAUUGGCCUGCCAAAGCAAUGUGCACAAAUAAUUCCAGUAUGGUUGAUGUUAGAUUUUUUGGGGCUCAUGAUAGAGCUUGGGUUCCCUCAAAAGAGUGCUUUCUAUAUUCUCGUCGCGAUCCCAAUUCAAAUAAACAAAAAAGGAACGACAUAAUUGAAUGUAUGAGGGAAGUUGAAGUGUACAUUGCAAACAUAAAAGCACUCUAUGGGGAAUUCAAUUAUGCUCCUUUCAAAAUGCAAUACGAUCCAGAGAAUGAACUCAAGCAGUUAUUGCUGUUCAUCCCUAGAUAUAGACCUAAUGCACCUCCUCCAAAAAAAAGGUUCAAAUCAGUUGAACCAAAGACAACAGUCAAGAAAGAAGAAUGUGAGGAAAAAGAGGAGAAAGAAGAAGUAGAAGGGAUUAAGGAAGUAUUAGAAGGCUAUGGUACAGAUGAUGAGACAUUGGAGAAUGAAAAAUUGGAUAGUUUCAAGAGCAAUCUGCCAGUGGAACAGGGAUGUGAUGCUGGACCAAGUGUGGAGAAGGAAGAAUCUGAUUCCUCUGAUAGCCAAGAAGAGGAUGAGGGAGAUGAUAACAUAGAACCCGAAAUAGAUGAUGAUACCCAAUUAUCUAGCAAUAUUCUUGAAGAUAAAGUUCCAAGGGGGACUGUUCGAACAAGAGGCGGUUUGAACUUAUCACCAGGUAAACUGAAAACGAUACCAAGAAGAAUUUCCGAAGAGAGCACAACCAAGAAAAGGUUGUCGCCUGAUGAACUCUCGCCUCCCAGUAAAAUAGCCCGAAGAAACAGUGAUCAGAGCAUAAAGAGCGACUCUAGCAGGCUCUCUUCCCUCUCUGACAAAAUCAACAGAGUUGAUAUAUCAGAAAACGUUGAAUUAACUCUUGGAAACACCGCAGACAGUUACAUAACUUCGAGCACCGUUGAAUUGGAAACAAGAAAGAGACCUGUACAAGUGGAGGUGGAUAACUCCGAGUUGUCCAUUUCACCUCAGAGCAAAACUAAAAUCGCCGACAGACUAAUGCAGAAAUUAUCUCCAUCUGAUGAGGAUAUUUCACAAUGCUCGGAGGAUAAUAAAGGAUCUGAAGAUAAAUUAGAGACAGAUGUUAUAUUGGAGAAGUACAGGAAUUUGGUGAAGAAGAAAAGCAUGGAAUUUUCCAAUGUGGAGGCCUCAACUUCUUUCGGAAUAACAUCUGUUGUAUCUAAAGGAGUAGAAGUAUGUGUCAGUAGCAAUGAUCUCAACGAAAGAACAGAAGAAAUUAUGGAUGUUGUCGAAUCUGAUCAAGGAAAGUCAGAGGUUCCAAAUGAAAAUGAACAAACGGAAGAAAGCAGAAAGAGUGAUGAUAACGAAAUGGAUAUAUCAUCUACGGAACAUAUAAGGACUGAUACUAAUGAAAUAGAAAUUGAAAAUAUUUUGGAACCGCAAAAGGACUUGGAAGAAACCAUGCCUGCUUUCUUAGAAGAACAGUUGGAAGAUGAUAUACCGUUGAAGUUUAUUGUUCAAGAGGAAAAAGUUACAGAAAAAGAUGAACCAGCUGAAUCAGUAUCAGUACAGGAAGAUGAAGAAAAAGAAGCGGAGAACGAUAAAGCUGAUAUAUCUCCUGAAGUGGAUUCAAGGAAUGAGAAUGAAAGUUUAAAAGUACCACAGAAUAAUUUGGAGAAAGAUGUUGAUUUACAGAAACAAAAUACAGAAAAAGACAAAAUUGAAGUUGAUGAGGGUAAGAUAUCUGAAAUUACCAUUGAACCUAUCAGUGAUAAGACAACGGUGGAAAAACUUGUACCAAAUUCCGAAAAGGCAAAGUUAACGCCCGGUAUGCAGGUUAAAAAUAAGACUACCCUCAAUGUGGAGCAAGUGAAACCUACUGCUUUGAAGUCUAAGGUUGUUGAAAAAGUUGAAACAGAACAGAAAUUGGGAGUUUCUGAUGAACCAACCACAAUUACAAAGAUAGAAGGAAAAACAAUUAUUACUUACAGUAGGAAGGAUCGUAAGUCUUCGGAAAUUAAAAGAAAAGAAUCUCCAGUUAUUGAACAGCCUACUGACUCCAACUCUAGCGAUGAUCAAGGACUCGUUCUGGAUGACACCCAAAUAGAUGAAACAAAUAUUAGAAAUAUCAUUCAUUCGUCCCUCAACAAUAUAUCGAAGGAUACAUCAAAUGCCUCAAUUGAUAAUGAGGGUAAAACGGCGAAGAGAAAAUGUUCUAAUACAAAUAUUGAAGAAAUUUCAGUAAAAAAAAUUAAAGUCAGUAAAGUCGAAAAAGAUCGCACUAAGAAGGGGUCCACUUUCAAAAUAGUGCCAAUUCAGCACAUUUUGAAUAAGAGCAUUGAUGAAAAACCCCCUGAACAUACGGUCGUGACCAGCAAUCCCAUUCUCCUCAAGAAAUUAUCCCAGCCCUCUGGAAAUCCAACUGUAGUAGAUACACCUGGUCCACAACCUCUGGACUGUGUCGAAAUCAAAAGCGAACCCGAAUCUGAUGAAGAUUCACAGGAAUCCCAGUACAUGGAAGCCAAGAGAAAAUACAUGUCCGCUCUCAACAUAUCCGAAAAGACUGAGGAAGUGAUAACCCCGAAGAAAAAUGAAAUUAGGACCAGGUCCAAAAGGGAGGAAAUGGUUAAGGGAAGGCAAAUGGAUAAUUUGAGCAAGGUCAUAGAAGAAGUAGCAACUACAUUCAGUGCCAAACAUGCGUCACAGAAGAAAAUAAUGGAGAGGAAGAAUAACAUCCAACCAGCAGUAACUGUUCAUGCCGCGGAAGAAAGGAGAAAGGUCGCAAGCCAAGAAAACGGCGAGAUUUUCGUGAAAUCGUUCGCUAAAAUGGCCCAGCAGCCGCACAGCCAACAGGUCCGCGCGCCUCAGAGGCCGCAACCGACUCAAAAACCAAAACAACCGGCCACGUCGACGAACAAGGGGUCCAUAAUCGUUCGGCGGGAAUUCACUCCAAGGCAUAACAUGGAACCCAUCCCUCAGACAACUCUGACCAAAAUCACCCCUGUUCCCGUUUCGAGUUCAAACAGUUCGAACACAGUCAGUACGCCCUCCACUUCUAACAAUAAAACGUUAGAAUCGCUGAGCUCAUCUGGGAACGUUCUGAUACUCACGCAACCGGGGGUCAUACUUCCUACCAGUCAACAGUUGACUUAUAAUGCUGGUAGUUUCGUUACUUUUGUGCCCAGUCAGCAAAACAUGGCUAUGAUGCAGACUCCGCAGGUUAUCAAUGCCGUGAUGGCACCCUCAAUACAUCAGAGCGAGACUGUUCAGCAGACUUCUUCGGAGCUGAAUAGGUCCCAGAAUUAUAUUCCACAGAAUGAAGAAAUACCGGACAACACAAACAGAGCAGUCAAUCCGUCGCCAAACCUCAACUCUAGUAGUGCCACGAUGAAUCACAUACAAAAUAGAGAGAUUCCCUCUCUUAUACCUAUAACCGAUAACGAAUCGAAUAAUAUCCCAACGCCUAAUAACAACACGACUAGAUCAGAAAACGCCGACGAUGAAUUCAGUCUGAUCCAUUCAAUGGUUCCCGAGUCCGUUUCUAAAGCGAUAAGUGAGGUUCUGUGUAGGCCGCCUCCCAAACUCAAACCAAGACCUCCGGGACCCUUGAGCCAAGUCUUUGACAGUGGGACUCCGAGCAGUGCAGGGCCGGUUUCUGCCAAAAUUAAUUCCAUAUCUCAUAGACUUGGCGACUAUUUCCGAGGUAUGCUCGUUGAGAUGCUGGAAGAUCUGGGCAAGGUUAAUAAUCCAGAGGCAACGAUUGCAUCUUUGAAACACGAAAUCGAGACCCUACAGCAGAAACACGCUGCCGAAAUGAUGGAUAUUAGGAAGAAUGUGUGUACGAUCUUGAAGGAUAUACAGGGGAGUAUAGUGGAGGAAAGGGAGAGGUUAAUCGACGAAACCAGGUCUGCUUGUGAAAUAGAAGCUUUAAGGAGGAUAGAGGAGGCGAAAUCGAAGCAAUGGUGUGCGAACUGUGGUAAAGAGGCACAGUUUUAUUGCUGCUGGAACACGAGCUAUUGCGAUUAUUCUUGUCAAAUUAAACAGUGGUCUAAACACAUGAGCAAAUGUACACAGCAUGCAGGGCAGUCGCAACCUGGACAAUCCCCCGCAAUCAGGCCACAAAGUCAGUUGUCUUUCAGACCUGCAACAUCCAAAGGUUUUUCUGGGAGGUUAGUGGCUAAACCAACAAAAGUAUACUUGAACAGGACAACGAAUUCAAAAGCUAUACCAACAUUCAAGGCAACACCUGGUGGACAUUUAACAUUAGUGGAUUCCUCAAAUUUGGAAAUUUUGGCAAAUACGCCAGGAACUAAGUUCAUAGCAACAAGUUCCUUAUUCACAAGGGUUAGAAAUGUGAACUCUACGGUAACAUCGCCCUCCAACGGUACAUUACAAGCAGAUAGUCCAAGUCAGAAAGUGAAAGUAUGUGGACCAGUUGUGAGGCCCUCCCCAUCUACAAGUAAUAACGCUUCUAACUUGAUAUCGGAUGAGGACAUGGAAAGUGAUUGAUGAAGUGAAAUGACAGGAAAAAGUGACAUUUUUAUGAAAUGACGUUGUUGAAAUUGUACAUAUGUGAUUAUUUUUCUUAUUGUCCAUAUUAUUAUGCCAGUAAUUUUUUUAUUUUCUGGGUUUCUGAGAUCUGCAUUAGGUUGAUUUUCUGCAUUUUCUUGUAUGAAGAAGGAAAAUAUUGAACUGUUCAUUUGCAAUAAUGCAAAAUUGUUGGUAAAUUAUAACCAUUGGCUUCUUUAAAAUGAAAUGAGAAAAUUUCUGGUAAUAUAUUGCCCCAUGUAUUUUAGUUAAGUUUUAUUAAAACAUUAGACUCAUUAUACUAUUUUACACAUUCAUUGAAAUCAUUUUCUUUAUAACUGGUUUAUUUUUAUCCAGUUAAACUAUUAAAUGAUUUUUUCCCUAAUUUGCCUACUUUGAAAUUUUCAGACUGUUCCUGUAUUCCAUAUCUUAUGUUGUAUAAAAUGUUCUAGUGUUAUUCCCAAAGCUUUCUUCUAAUAUAAGUUUAAUAUACA